AUGGCUUCCGCUUAUUACGAGUUUUACCGGGGUUCCUCCAUCGGAAUGGCUCUGACAGAUUCGCUCGAUGAGCUCAUUACCAGCGGUGCGAUUACACCGCAACUUGCGAUGAAGGUUCUUCUGCAGUUUGACAAGUCCCUCGCGGACACGCUGGUGAAGCAUGUAAAGACAAAGACGACUCUAAAGGGUCACCUGCACACAUACCGCCUUUGUGACGACGUGUGGACAUUUGUCGUCACGAAUGCCUCGUUCAAAAUGGAGUCCAACGAGCUCAUUACGGCAGGCAAGGUCAAGAUUGUUGCAUGCAAAAACGGGGAUGCUAUCGAGGCUGGGAAGAAGUAA
This is a messenger RNA of Sparassis crispa, 342 nucleotides long. RefSeq names its product Transcription initiation factor IIA subunit 2. NCBI's taxonomy places the organism in Eukaryota, Fungi, Basidiomycota, Agaricomycetes, Polyporales, Sparassidaceae. The transcript has 4 exons. Bases 1 to 342 code for a protein of 113 amino acids. The record is from RefSeq and is a predicted model, not a curated record. Gene Ontology annotation, biological process: transcription initiation at RNA polymerase II promoter; RNA polymerase II preinitiation complex assembly. Gene Ontology annotation, cellular component: transcription factor TFIIA complex. Gene Ontology annotation, molecular function: RNA polymerase II general transcription initiation factor activity; TBP-class protein binding.